Molecule: messenger RNA, 692 nt
Organism: Drosophila navojoa
Lineage: Eukaryota; Metazoa; Arthropoda; Insecta; Diptera; Drosophilidae
Gene: Andorra
Product: andorra
Source: RefSeq, a predicted model, not a curated record
UGAGAAUUGUGAUUCCAAAUUCGAGAAGAGCACUCGAGAGCCAUGGGACAGUUGCGCAUGCGCCGCUUGCAGAGGCGAGCCGAGGAGCUGGUGCGAGAGUUUUACGAGUCGAUGCUGGUGCUGUCGCUGAACCUGCUGCUCCAGUGGAACCAGUGGCAUGUGAUACGCGUGCUGAAGGCCAGCAAGCUGCCCGACGAGGUGCCCGAGCCGCUGCCGGUCAGCUGGGCAACGCUGUUCUUUGCCAACGGCCUGCUGCUGACCCUCACCCAGUACCGGCCCCAGUGGCUCAAGCGGUGCCCGUCAGUGGUGCGGAAGCUCUUGCUGCUGCUAGAGCUGUUCGUGAUGCUCUUUGCGGUUGAUUACGUGCUGCUCACCAUAUGGCAGCCAUUGCUGAACAUAUGCGAUCAGGCGCUGCAGGCCCUCGGCCAUUCGAAUUGGACGUGGACGCGCUUCAUAUUCUACUACUGUCCCGGCCUUUCCGUUUGGCUGAUUAACGAUGCUUUCUACUUUAUGCGCUUUGUGGCCUCCCUCUCCUGGUUCCUGCUCGCCAUCGAGGGUGCAGCUGCCAAAUGGCGUCUGGCAAUUGAUUUCAUGCUGCUCGGCCAACUGCCCGACACCGUCAUAUUGCCAGGGCAUCGACCCAAGCGCCACCAUACCAAGUCUCGGCCCACUCAAAUCUAACGUCUAUUUUC